Messenger RNA from Pygoscelis adeliae (Adelie penguin), 1416 nucleotides. RefSeq names its product adenylate cyclase activating polypeptide 1 (pituitary) receptor type I (gene ADCYAP1R1). The record is from RefSeq and is a predicted model, not a curated record. NCBI's taxonomy places the organism in Eukaryota, Metazoa, Chordata, Aves, Sphenisciformes, Spheniscidae. Gene Ontology annotation, biological process: cell surface receptor signaling pathway; adenylate cyclase-modulating G protein-coupled receptor signaling pathway. Gene Ontology annotation, cellular component: neuron projection; plasma membrane. The coding region runs from base 1 to 1416 and encodes 471 amino acids. Gene Ontology annotation, molecular function: G protein-coupled peptide receptor activity; peptide hormone binding; vasoactive intestinal polypeptide receptor activity. The transcript has 15 exons.
AUGGCCGUCAAUUGGAAGAUCUGCUUCUUCACUCUCAUAUUACUUCCCAUGGUUACAGCAACCCAUUCCAACUGCAUCAUUAAAAAGGAGCAAGAGACUUGUCUGGAGAAGAUACGGAGGGCAGCUGCCCUGAACCCUCUCAAUGACUCUUCUCCAGGUUGCCCAGGAAUGUGGGACAAUAUUACAUGCUGGAAACCUGCAAGUGUGGGUGAAAUUGUCUUUGUCAAGUGUCCUGCACUGUUCAGGUUUAUCAUCUCUGAAGACGGUUGGGAAGUAGAUAACUUGGGGCAAACCCAUGCAGGUGAUUAUGACCUGCUGGAAAGCACAGCCCAGUCUCCCCUAGGGGACAUCAGCAGAAAUUGCACUGAAGAUGGCUGGUCUGAACCUUUUCCUCAUUAUUAUGAUGCCUGCGGCUUCGAUGAAAACGAAACAGAGUCCGAUAACCAGGAUUACUACUAUCUAUCUGUGAAGGCUCUGUACACGGUGGGAUACAGCACUUCUCUUGUUUCUCUCACCACUGCCAUGGUUAUCCUGUGUCGUUUCAGGAAGCUUCACUGCACUCGAAAUUUUAUCCACAUGAACCUCUUUGUUUCAUUCAUCCUACGUGCAAUAUCUGUAUUCAUUAAAGAUGGGGUUCUUUAUGCUGAACAGGAUGGCAACCACUGUUUUAUCUCAACGGUGGAAUGCAAAGCAGUGAUGGUGUUUUUUCACUACUGUGUCAUGUCCAACUACUUCUGGCUUUUCAUUGAGGGAUUGUACCUUUUCACUUUAUUGGUAGAAACCUUUUUCCCAGAGAGGAGAUAUUUCUACUGGUACACUAUUAUUGGCUGGGGUACCCCAACAAUUUGUGUCACUGUCUGGGCAGUGCUGAGACUUCACUUUGAUGAUACUGGCUGCUGGGACAUGAAUGACAACACCGCCUUGUGGUGGGUGAUCAAGGGUCCUGUGGUUGGAUCAAUCAUGAUAAACUUUGUGCUUUUUAUUGGCAUAAUUGUGAUACUUGUGCAGAAACUCCAGUCACCUGAUAUCGGGGGCAAUGAGUCCAGCAUUUACUUGAGACUGGCUCGCUCUACACUACUGCUUAUCCCCUUGUUUGGAAUUCACUACACGGUGUUUGCUUUUUCUCCUGAAAAUGUCAGUAAGCGGGAGAGACUAGUGUUUGAAUUGGGACUGGGAUCUUUCCAGGGUUUUGUUGUUGCUGUUCUCUAUUGUUUCUUGAAUGGGGAGGUGCAAUCAGAAAUAAAGAGAAAAUGGAGGAGCUGGAAAGUCAACCGGUAUUUUGCUGUGGAUUUCAAACAUCGUCAUCCUUCUCUAGCGAGCAGCGGAGUGAACGGGGGGACACAACUCUCCAUUCUGAGCAAGAGCAGCUCUCAGAUUCGGAUGUCCAGCAUAAAUGCGGAGAACCUAGCGACAUGA